AUGAGGAUUUCCUCUCCAGCCUUGCUGGCCGUCAGUGGUCUAGCAGCAGUUACUUCUGCAUCGCCAUUCUUUAUGAAGAACUUUGCCACCGGAAAGAAGCCGAUAAGCAUGCCAGCCCAAUACAAGCAUGCUGUCCUUCAAAACAACAAUCAGAAUACCACUGGCCCAUGCUAUGCUAGCAGCACCCUGUCAACGACGAAGUCGCCCCUUGACAAUAUCUUCUCAGCGCUGAGCGAGGUGGAGGCGGCCUCUGUGACGAAGUUUCUUCAUGAACAGUCUGACCUCAACCUCACGGCCAAUGUCAAUGCAACCUCCUGGGACAAUGUUAUCGUACUUGUGGAGCUUCUGCAGCCGAAUAAAUCUGAUGCACUGCCAUAUCUUAACGGCGAGGGCCCAAAGCCACAUCGGUAUUCAAAGGCAACGAUCCAGUUCCAAGCUACGCUAGAGCCAUACAUUCAGGAGUUCAUGGUUGGUCCUCUACCCGUAUCCAACGAGACGACUUUACAACCCUUGAACUAUCCUUUCAACAAAGGCGUUGGCAUUCAGAAGAUCCACAACGCCGAUCCAGAUGAAUACUCUCAAUUUCUUGUAAAUAUUUCUACAUCAAUUGAAGAUAUUUUGAUCAACAUGUUUGGCGGGACCUUCACAAACUCACCGGAUGAUGUAGUAACCAUUGGGCCUAGCGACCCUCUCUGGAUUGACGACGAAACCGGCGCUGUGACCACUUGGAACGAAUAUUCGCCAGCGCCGACAGGCUUGUACGGUACUGGGUCUCUUCUAAGAAGUGGCCUGGCUGUCCGCACCGAUCUAACCGGUCGUGAUCCUUCCAAGUGGUCAGUGCUGGGGUGGUACUACAUCGGGCAAUUUUUCAAGACCACGGAUGACCUCAAGGCUGCUUUCAACAAUGGCACCGUCGACUACAUCAAGCCUCAACCCGAUGGAGAUUGGGGUGUAACUGCUCCAAGCGGCCCCGUGCUCCCUCAAGAUGAGAUUCCUCCUCCCGUAAGCGUCCAGCCUGCCGGCCCUCGAUACGGAGUGGACACCGAGGAAGAGUACAUUGAAUGGAUGGACUAUUCGUUCUUUAUCAGCUUUACCCGCGAUACGGGGAUGAGGCUCUUCGACAUCAAGUACAAAGGGGAGCGAAUUGUGUACGAAUUAGGCAUGCAAGAGGCGGUGGCACACUACGCAGGCAUGGGACCAGGCGAAUCCGCUCAAGCGUUUCUUGACUCCUACUAUGGCUUUGGUCCGAAUGCUUUCGAGCUAGUCAAGGGAUACGACUGCCCUGCCCACGCAACCAUGCUGAACACUUCAUUCUACUGGCGUGAAGCCAGACGGUCGCACGAAAACAGCAUCUGCAUAUUCGAAAUUGAUGCAGGCUAUCCUGCGGCACGCCACACCGCGGUCAACUAUGUCUACACGACCAAGAAUGUCCAUCUUGUCGUUCGCAGCGUAAGCACCCUCGGUAACUACGACUACAUGUUCGAGUAUGCCUUUUUCCACGACGGAUCGAUCCAUAUCACAGUGCGUGCCUCUGGCUACAUUGCAGCUGCCUUCUGGGCCGCCAAUGCCGACUACGGCUUCCACAUCGAAGACACCGUCUCGGGUUCGAUGCACGACCACGUACUAAACUACAAGCUCGACUUGGACAUUCAUGGCACCAAGAAUAGUCUGAUGAAGCUCGACGUCGUUCCCACCACAGAAGUCUAUCCUUGGGCAGACGGCCAGCCGCGAAACACCAUGAAGCUGAAGAGGUCAUUCAUUGAGACUGAGGAUGAUUCGAAGAUCGACUGGGCUCCUAACCUUUCCACCAUGUAUGCAGUGGUUAACAAGGAUACACCGAACAAGUGGGGCGAGUACCCAGGAUAUCGAAUCUCUCCGGCAACUGCAAGCACAGCUCAUCUUACCAUUGUGAAUUCAUCAGACUUGAAAAACAGUGCGCGCUUCGCUGAGCAUCACCUAUACGCUGUACAGCAGAAGGACACAGAGCCUCGAAGUGCGUACUCUUUCAACUCGUUGGAUACCGCCAACCCGGUGGUCGACUUCGAUAAGUUCUUCGACGGAGAGUCCCUUGAUCAAGAGGAUCUUGUGCUCUACUUCAACUUGGGCAUGCACCAUGUUCCAGAUACCCAGGAUCUUCCCAACACUGUCUUCACGACCGCACAAUCCACUGUAGUGAUCUCGCCGCAGAACUACUUCCUACAGAACCCCAUUCGAGAGACCAUUCAGCAGGUUGAGAUCAACUAUGAUCUUGAGUCUCAGGCCGUGACAGGCAUCAAAAAGUUUGGCAGCGAACCUGCUGUGUGCACAUAUGACAUGUCGAAUACGGUCGCAAACCUGAGCGACUACCACGGUGGUGACCUCGUUGUCCGCAAGUGGCCAUACGACCCAUCGAAUCCAUUUUUUGGCACGACAGAAAUUGAGCAGAUCGGAAACUAA
This is a messenger RNA of Exophiala spinifera, 2436 nucleotides long. RefSeq lists its product as uncharacterized. Gene Ontology annotation, biological process: amine metabolic process. Gene Ontology annotation, cellular component: plasma membrane. Lineage: Eukaryota; Fungi; Ascomycota; Eurotiomycetes; Chaetothyriales; Herpotrichiellaceae. Gene Ontology annotation, molecular function: primary methylamine oxidase activity; quinone binding; copper ion binding. The coding region runs from base 1 to 2436 and encodes 811 amino acids. The record is from RefSeq and is a predicted model, not a curated record. The transcript has 8 exons.